CUACCGUGCAAGGCAUUGCUUCGUCGCUGGUCCGGUGAUAUCAGCGGCCGUCAGCGGAUAACUGCAAGCAUUACAAGCUUCGAGCGGCGGAACAGCGCAUCCACAAGGACGCCCCCGGUGGACGAAUCUGCCUAUAUUAGGAGCAACGCCCCAGCUGAGUCUUCAGUUCGGAAGCGGUGCACCACAGAGCAACGACUAAUUUUUGUAUCUUCUGCAGGGGCUGCACGCUGAGGUAGCGGUCAGGGUGCGCCAUGCAGUACUACAACAAGGACGAACCUAACGAUGUCCGAACCCACGGAUUGUCAAGCACGCUGGUCGCGUACCUCGUCAUCAUGGUUGCCAUCAUGUUCAUCUUUUCCUUCGCCAUUUUCGUGUAUGCUCAAAAGAAGAGGAACUGCAGGGAACACGGGCUCUCCAGCCGGACGCUGGAAGACGUGGACGAACGACAGGUCACGGUGUAUGAAUCAGACCAGGUGACGCCGACGCCGAAACCCGGCUACGUUGCUACCGCCUCCAGGCGCACAACAGAGAGCGGUGUGCUGGACACUUUCGCGAACUUGGCGCAAUGGUGAAGCUUAGUGGCACUCCCUAUUUGUGUAUGGGUUCUUACUUUUCUUCCUUGCGAGAACCUACUCAUCUUGGACAGCUACGCACGGCAAUUCUCAAAAAGAAAAAGAAAGUGUAAGAGCUCAACUUAUACACGAAGAGGUAAUCUUUU
Messenger RNA from Dermacentor andersoni, 718 nucleotides. NCBI's taxonomy places the organism in Eukaryota, Metazoa, Arthropoda, Arachnida, Ixodida, Ixodidae. The record is from RefSeq and is a predicted model, not a curated record.